Molecule: messenger RNA, 1335 nt
Organism: Musa acuminata AAA Group (dessert banana)
Lineage: Eukaryota; Viridiplantae; Streptophyta; Magnoliopsida; Zingiberales; Musaceae
Exons: 9
Coding region: 265-1083 (272 amino acids)
Biological process (GO): developmental process involved in reproduction
Source: RefSeq, a predicted model, not a curated record
GAGACGUGACUCAUGUCUCCAUUCGGACUACACAUUGGGUCUGAGCAUGCAUUUGCUUUCGAACCACAUUCGAAUCUUGGUCGAUUCAAUUGCAACGUUAUUGGGCCGUACAUGGGCCGAGCCGGUCGGAGACGAUCGAUGACUUUUUGAUCUAAGUAUCUCCGCUCCAAUCGUCUUCCCGCUCAUGUUUGAUUGUCCACUUUCUCCAUCGCCGCUUCCCGUACGAAGUCUUAGGCGCUUAGGAAUUUUGAUUUCGGGGGGUGGAUGGAGUCGCUCAACACCAAACUGUACGAAAAAUACAAGAAAUUGAAGAAAAGGAAGUUCUUUGAGGAGGAGGGGUGGAACGAUACAAAAGAUGCUGAUCUGAGGAGUUAUCAAUCUGCUGUGGAGGACCUGAUUGAAGAAUUGAAGAAUACGAAUGAGCGGCUUCGUGCGAAAUUGUAUUCCAUUCAGGAGCAGUCUGCUGAAUGCGAGAAGUUACUGCUUGAAGAGAGCAAGAAAUCAACCAAGGAGCUCUCAGAUGAAGUUGGAAGACUUCAGAAUCGUUUAGCGGAGCAGAAUGACAUAAAUGACAAUUCAUUGUUGACAUCUCCUUGUCCAAUACCUGGAAUUAGUUUCACAGAGAUGCCUAAAAGUUCAUCAGCACAGAAAACACCAUACUUAUGUGAGGAAAAUGGGACUCAAAAUCAAGAAGUAGUUUUCCUCACUGAUGAUAGCUAUAAAGUGGAGAACAAGGUGCCAGACUGCUGCAGAAAACACUUGGCCGGUUCAAGUGAUGCUUCAGAAGAUUUUAGCAAUUGUGUAUUCCAGACUCUUACAAAUUUUUUAGUCGGAAUGGAUUUCUCCGUCGAUAACCAAGCUGAAAGUCUUCGCCUUUUGGUUGUUCACAAAAGGAGUGGCUACAGGUUUAGCUUAACAUGGAUACAACAUGAAGGUGGAGAAGGCGAGUUGAUGUAUCAUGUUUCUUCGCUAGGGACACUAGAAAGGGUAGCUGUGGACUGGAUGAAGGAGGACAUGAUGUUCAGCACAGCCAUGUGUCAUGUUUUCUUCGAGAGGGUAUCGCGAGUCGUCGGACGCUGUUGAUUGGAUACCGUCGAGCCUUGCAUCGGUAAAGAAAGCUUGUGUUCUAGCCACAUUCCCGGUCUGAUACGGUUCCAAUCCAAGACACCACCGUGGUUCAAAACUGGUGAAGGCUCAACAGGUUCUGUAUCAGUGACCUCUUCAGCAACUCCACAAGACAGCUUGUCUUGUGAGAAUGUACUGUUAAACGUGUUCAUCCAUAUUUUUCUUGGCUUUGUGAUCGUAUUUAUUAAUUAUCCCUCUUCUGCUGUUGCU